Molecule: messenger RNA, 1207 nt
Organism: Octodon degus (degu)
Lineage: Eukaryota; Metazoa; Chordata; Mammalia; Rodentia; Octodontidae
Gene: Jsrp1
Product: junctional sarcoplasmic reticulum protein 1
Exons: 7
Coding region: 110-1138 (342 amino acids)
Biological process (GO): skeletal muscle contraction; regulation of ryanodine-sensitive calcium-release channel activity
Cellular component (GO): sarcoplasmic reticulum
Source: RefSeq, a predicted model, not a curated record
CCACCUGUCCCUGUCUGUUCCAUCCGCCCUCCCACACCCCAUCCUGUCUGCAGGGCUACGCAGAGGCUGUGGGCCCCACUGCAGAGGGAGGGCCACUGCUCCCGUCUCCAUGACAACCAGGGCCUUGGAGGAGCUGGAUGGGGGCCUGGGCAGCUGCCUGGCCAGCGAGGACCUCUCUGCACUGGCACAGCCCUGCCCAGGGCAGCUACAGGAGGACAAGGCCCAAGUGACACCCAGGCUGAGUAGCUGGCCCCAGGGCUCUCAGGAGCCCCUGGCAGCUGGUGGUGUGGACGCCAGGCCCAAAAAGAUGGAGAAGGAGCCUGUGACCAGGCCGACCCUAAGCCCGGGAAAGGAGAAGUUGAAAUCUGGAGCGACUCCCCGGAGCGCCCCGGCCCGCAAGAAGGCGCAGGCCGCGCCCCCCACUCAGCCGCCCCCACCGCCCCCAGCCCUGAGCGAGGAUCUGCCCUGGGGGGACGUGACGCUCAACAAGUGCCUCGUCCUGGCCUCGCUGGUGGCACUGCUGGGCUCUGCCUUCCAGCUGUGUCGCGACGCUGUGACUGGGGAGGAAGCUGCCCCUGCCCCUUGGGUCCCACCGAUCUCACCCCAGAAAGACCGGGUGUCGCCCAUGCCUAAACCUGCGGCCUGGACGCCCCCAUCGAAACCACCCGUGUCCCAGGUGGAGCCACCUGCACCUCCGGUGGCGGCAGGAGACAAGCCCGAGGUUCCCAGGAGCCCGGAGGCAGCAGAGAAGGUGCAGAGAGAGCCUGAAGAGGCCACCGGAGAGGCUCCUGGGGAAGAGCGCGCAAGCCUCGCCGAGCAAAGACCCAAAGAGAAGCCCAGGAAGGAGAAGCCGUGGAGGGAGAGGCCGCGGAAAGCAGAGAAGCCAUGGAAAGAGAAACCGCGCAAAGAGGAAAGGCCGCGGAAGGACAGGCCACGGAGGGAGAAGCCUCAGGCUGCCAGGGAGCUCCGCGAAGCUCUGCCCCGACGCUGGGAGACGCGCAGAGGCCACCGGCUGUGGGCACGGAACUCCAGGGACCCGGUGCACCGGAAAGGGCAGGCCUGGGCCUCACCGCGGCGCCCUGAAGAGGACAGGCCCCGAGGGGGACAGAAGCACCGUCAAGGCAGAGGGCGGGACUGAGCGACCGGCGCUGUUCGCGAAUCCCGGACCCCAGCUCCAGCAAAAUAAAGUGAGUGCUGUCUCUGGCUC